AUGACAGAAAUGAUAGUAGGAGGUACAGAGUACUACAGACUAUUCGAUAAAAUAGAUUCGAAUAAAACCUUAUUCGUUAACGGUAUAAUGCAUUUUCUUAAUGAUAAUUUAAAAAAUAGAAUGGAAAAUUCGUUUAGAAACGUUUUAAUGAUGAAAGGUUCUAAGUAUAUUUUUAAAAGAGAUUUCUUUUGGAGAACAUGGCGCGAAGUAAAAAAUGAAACUGGUUAUAGUUCAGUGAUUUGUUAUAAGUGUCAAAGUAUUAUCAAUGAAAUGUGUGUUAAAUGUCAUAGUGGCGGAUAUUGGGUUAUCGAAGAAAAACCACCAAAAUGUCCAUACGAAAUACUUUCCUUAAAAACGGAGCAAGAAGUAUGCGUUGUCAAUUACACACAAUAUUUUAAGCAAUUUGAUUCAUGUCCAUCUAUUAUGUCGCUAAGAGAGUUAAGAAUAUCUUGCGGGAAUCCUGUCGAAACAAAAUGGCGGAUUAAAAGAACGUACAUUAAAGACGUUACUGAACGCAAUAUGGCUGUCAUUUGUCAAGGGAGAGAAAAUUGUGAAGUUUCAACUUUGUAUUGGUUCAAACCGGAUCACAUAUCAUUUAAAAUAAUAAAUUCAACAAACCACGUGUUUUAUUCGAGAAUUAUGAAGACUGGUAAUAUAAAUUAUGUAUGUACCGACGACUGUGGUGUAUACAAUUUAGAUACAAAGGAAAUAACAAAAAUUGAAUCACCUUUGAUGGUUGAUUUGCUUAAUGUCAAUAAACCUUGGCAGACGAAUAAGAAAAAACGUACAUAUAGACAUUCACAUAACAUGACAGACAGGAAAACGUACAAAACUGAGAUAAAUUUGCUGUUUAAAAAGAAUUCCUAUUAUAAAGCACAAAAAAAUAAAAAAUUCGGUGGCAUAAUAAAUGGUAAGCCUUGGUCUGAAAAUAAAAGAAAUAAAGAAUUGUCAACAAAAAGUUCUUGUAAGAAAUUGGAAGAACGGUAUUUGGAAAGUGAGGAAGACGAUAGUUAUUACGUGUUGAAUGAAAUAUAAUAAUUGUAAAUUUAAAAUAAAAUUUGAUAAUUU
This is a messenger RNA of Melitaea cinxia (Glanville fritillary), 1068 nucleotides long. RefSeq lists its product as uncharacterized. The record is from RefSeq and is a predicted model, not a curated record. The transcript has 4 exons. NCBI's taxonomy places the organism in Eukaryota, Metazoa, Arthropoda, Insecta, Lepidoptera, Nymphalidae. Bases 1 to 1035 code for a protein of 344 amino acids.